AUGGCUCUGACUUUACCCAAAGACUCUGAGGAGGCGAAAGCGCUGGUAGGAUCUCUCCGACAGAACGCGGAUAACAAAGUCUGUUUUGACUGUCCGCAGAAGAACCCAAGCUGGUGCAGUGUCACCUACGGCAUUUUCUUGUGUAUGGAUUGCUGUGGGCGCCACCGUGGCAUGGGUGUCCACAUUUCCUUCAUGCGCUCGGCCGAUCUCGACAGCUGGAGGCCGGAGGAGGCUCUUCGAAUGGCACUUGGAGGCAACGCGGCAGCCCGGGCCUUCUUCAAGCAACACGGAUGUAAUGAUCCCAAGAUGCGGUACAACGCUCCUGCGGCUCAACUGUACCGGAAGCGGCUCGACCGUCGCAUGGCGGAGUGCCUAGGGGGGAAGCUAACAGAGCCGCCCGCUGAGGAGGUGAAGCCGGAGGCGGCAGGAUCUCCCACGGAGAGUUGCAAGGAUCCCGAGUCGACGACCGCCGGCAGCCCAGUGGCGCAGGCCCCCGUCAUUUCCAUGGCCCCCAAAACUGGAAAGAAACCGGGCGUCGCCAAGAAGAAGGGGUUUGGGGGCGCACAAAAGGUGGAGGGGGACAUUAAGGAAACCUCAGGCCCAGUUCCUCACUCCCUCCUUCAUGACGAGGCAACACCGGCAGAUGUGGUUGACGCGAGGCCGAAUACGUUCAUCCCAGAUGCACCUCCGCCCGUGAACCCGGCGGACCGUUUUCGUGGAUUGGGCAACCCCGCAUUUCAAGCUGAGGCACGGAGUGCGGAGGUGAAGGGCGGGCCGGAUUUUACGGGGCUGGGGUCGCAGCCGUACCAACCAAAGGCCGCUCGUGCCGAGGGAGGCGGCUUGCAGGACACACUCUGGCAGGUGACGGAAGUCUGGGAUUCCCUCAAGGAAUCCGCAACUCGAUCUCGCGAAGAGUGGGGCAAUAAGGUGCGGGACUUCCUGGAUGAUCUCUAA
This is a messenger RNA of Trypanosoma conorhini, 954 nucleotides long. Its product is annotated as putative ADP-ribosylation factor GTPase activating protein. The coding region runs from base 1 to 954 and encodes 317 amino acids. Gene Ontology annotation, biological process: COPI coating of Golgi vesicle. Gene Ontology annotation, molecular function: GTPase activator activity. The transcript has a single exon. NCBI's taxonomy places the organism in Eukaryota, Euglenozoa, Kinetoplastea, Trypanosomatida, Trypanosomatidae. The record is from RefSeq and is a predicted model, not a curated record.